AACCCGGGACCGGUCCUGUUAAGGCGUUUUGUUAGAACAAGCAAGAACGACCCGUUUGUCGACCAAGUAGAGCUAACGGAUGCAAACCCCACUUACGCCCAUGUGAAGUACCCCGAUGGAAGAGAGUCCUCAGUCUCCCUUCGAGAUCUAGCUCCUUGCCCCAUUACUCCUGUCCGGAAUGAACCACAAGGAACCCUGCCAAGCGGAGAAGUGGAAAACGGACUAGCUCCGAAUGUUCCAGAUCCCGUGGCCGCUGAUUCACAACAGGAUUCAACUACAUCGCCAACGGCUUCUGAUCCACAGCAGUAUUCAACAACGCAAGUACCUGCACUCAGACGUUCAACUCGUCAAGUUAAACCACCAUCUCGUUAUGGUUG
Messenger RNA from Paramuricea clavata, 377 nucleotides. NCBI's taxonomy places the organism in Eukaryota, Metazoa, Cnidaria, Anthozoa, Malacalcyonacea, Plexauridae. The record is from the annotation of a GenBank genome assembly.